Daldinia vernicosa is the source of this 1482-nucleotide messenger RNA. RefSeq lists its product as uncharacterized. NCBI's taxonomy places the organism in Eukaryota, Fungi, Ascomycota, Sordariomycetes, Xylariales, Hypoxylaceae. The record is from RefSeq and is a predicted model, not a curated record. The transcript has 3 exons. The coding region runs from base 1 to 1482 and encodes 493 amino acids.
AUGGCACUAUAUGUUGCCCUUUGGUUGGCAUCCGGAGUUGUCCUAUCCCUGCUUACCUUUCUUGCUUUGAAUAAACCCCAGAAGGAUGUGGUUCUCAGGAGACUAGGCCUCGCAAGACACAAUGCAUCCCGCCCGAGCACGCCGUUGCUCGAGAAGCAACCGCUCUCGAAGCCGCUGUCAUCAUCAACUUCAGAUCUUUACUCGACUUUACCCCCUUCUCAAAGGGGUCAACUUAGUACCAUGGCGGAAAAUAUGUCCCCUGAUCAAAAGGAAGCGCUAGGCAAUCUUUCGUUCGACAUGGACACAUUCGCGCACUCACUGCUGGGUCUCGAAGAGGAUUACCGGACUGCGGACGACUCCAAGUAUUGCUUCAGCGGCUUCUCAGUGCGUGAACUCAAAGCACUAGGAGACUUCCCCGACUACUCGGUGCUCUCGGAGGUCCCUAUGCCCCAACCAUACUUAGAAUUUGAUAUCGACCGCGCUAAACCGCGGCCAUAUCGGCCAUUUAGGUGGGCAUACCAUCAGACCAUGUCCUUGACGAAGCUGGAGACCGACUGGUGGAUCGAGCUGGAAUCAACCUACAAGACCCGGAUUGCGCAGCGCAAAGAACUCUACGCGACACAUGGAAAGGCCGUGCUAAAUUGGCUCCCCGGCUCGGAGCUUGCAUGCAAAGAGCUGAUGGAGAUGGUACUGCAAUUCAUAUGCGCGCGGUAUCCGCAGUACUUUGUGCUGUCGCCGGACAAGUCACAGUUAGAGAACAAGAUCCUAGGCACGGUGUCCACGAUUAAGGAGAAGCAUCCCCUCCUUAUCCUAUUAGAUAAUGUUCCGGAAGACUUCAACAUCAUGCUGCGGGAUCCGGAGACCGGCUACUACCACCUCCGCGCUGGUAUGACAUGUUCGUCCUUAGGAUGGAAUUUGGGAACCAAGAUGGGCCUUAAGCUUCACGAGAUACACCAACCAAUCCCGGAUUACAAGGAGAAGAUGCAGUUUAGUAUGGAUCGUUACUUCUCCAAGAUGCCCGCCAGCAAGCCCAUCCAGCGCGGGUCCUGGGGGCUCGAGGUAGACCAGCCGCUCUACAUGCCGCCGGGAGACCCGCACGAAGGCUACCGAGAUACCCAAGACCCGGACGUAUCGCGAUCUCGUAUCCACCUGCGCGUAGACUGGCAGACACUACGCCGGCUCCCGCUGUCGGCCGGAGUCGUAUUCAACUUCAAGGCAUUGUUCACACCCCUGGAAGAACUGCGGGACGAACCGUACGUCCCGAGUCUCGUAUUAAAGGUCUUGAAGGAGGGCAAGGAGAAUCUCAUGAAGUACAAGAAUACCUGGCAUACGGAGCACGUGGUGAUUCCGGCCCUGGAAGAAUUCGAGAGAGAGCAGAUCGAAAAGGGCAUUAUCGAGAAGGACUGGGAACCUAGGACCCUUGAUGACAGCCCCUGGUUUCCUGGAUGGCGGGAGAAGUGGCAUGCGCAACAGGGGUUCUGA